Molecule: messenger RNA, 4044 nt
Organism: Fukomys damarensis (Damara mole-rat)
Lineage: Eukaryota; Metazoa; Chordata; Mammalia; Rodentia; Bathyergidae
Gene: Strip2
Product: striatin interacting protein 2
Exons: 21
Coding region: 307-2847 (846 amino acids)
Biological process (GO): cytoskeleton organization
Cellular component (GO): cytosol
Source: RefSeq, a predicted model, not a curated record
UUCGACAGGUGGAGUGCGGAGCCAACCCAGGAGUGCCUGGCUUCCACCAAAGCCGCAGGAAUUUUUUUAAAAAAAAGAAGAAGAAAAUAAAAGAAUUGGAAGGAGCGGGAUAUUCCUUGAAAGAGCCCCACUCCUCCUAGUCCAGCGAUACGUCGAGCAGCCAAUCGCACUGCGGGGCGGAGCAGCGUCGAGUGACCACAGCCAAUAGCAACAGAGAGGGUGGGGCCUGGCUCCGGGCGCGCGGCGGUGGGGUCGCCCCAGGCAGAGAGCGCAGAACUGCUGAGGAGAGAGCUCCAGACCAGCCACAUGGAGGAUCCAACGACACCCGCGGCCGGGAGCUUGCCUGUCAAUGGCAACGACAACGGCAAUGGCAACUUCAACGGCAACGGCAACGGUAACGGUAACGGCAAAGGGAAACCGGCGGCGCCCAAGGUUCGGGAAGCGUUCCGCAACCAGCGUCGGGAGUCGGAGGGCUCGGUGGACUGUCCAACUCUGGAAUUCGAGUACGGAGAUGCAGAUGGGCAUGCAGCAGAGUUAUCAGAAUUGUACAGCUACACUGAGAACUUGGAAUUCACUGCUAACAGGAGGUGCUUUGAAGAAGAUUUCAAGACCCAAGUGCAAGGCAAGGAAUGGCUGGAAUUGGAAGAAGAUGCCCAAAAGACCUACGUGAUGGGACUUCUGGACCGGCUGGAGGUAGUUAGUAGGGAGCAGCGCCUGAAGGUGGCCCGAGCUGUUCUCUACCUGGCCCAAGGCACUUUUGGGGAAUGUGAUUCAGAGGUCGAUGUGCUACACUGGUCCAGGUACAACUGCUUCCUGCUCUAUCAGAUGGGGACCUUCUCGGCCUUCCUGGAGCUACUCCACAUGGAAAUCGACAAUAGUCAAGCCUGUAGCAGUGCCCUUCGGAAACCAGCUGUCUCCAUUGCUGAUAGCACAGAGCUCCGGGUAUUGCUGAGUGUUAUGUACCUAAUGGUGGAAAAUAUCCGCUUGGAGCGAGAGACAGACUCCUGUGGAUGGAGGACAGCCCGGGAGACCUUCCGCACUGAACUGAGCUUCUCCACGCAUAAUGAGGAUCCUUUUGCCCUUUUGCUCUUCUCUAUGGUUACCAAGUUCUGCAGUGGUCUGGCCCCCCACUUUCCUAUAAAGAAGGUCCUGCUUCUGCUGUGGAAGGUGGUCAUGUUUACCCUCGGUGGAUUUGAGCAUCUGCAAACUCUCAAAAUACAGAAGCGCGCAGAUUUGGGCCUGCCUCCACUGGCUGAGGACAGCAUCCAGGUGGUGAAGACCAUGCGUGCCGCCUCCCCGCCCUCUUACACUCUGGACUUGGGAGAGUCUCAGCUGGCACCACCACCCUCCAAGCUGCGAGGCCGCCGUGGUUCUCGAAGGCAACUCCUCACUAAGCAGGAUAGCCUGGAUAUCUACAAUGAGAGGGAUCUCUUCAAAACUGAGGAGCCAGCCCCAGACGAGGAGGAGGAGUCUUCAGGCGAUGGAGAACGUACCUUGGAUGGAGAGUUAGACCUGCUAGAGCAGGACCCUCUGGUGCCACCUCCACCCUCACAGGCACCCAUCUCUGCUGAGCGAGUGACCUUUCCCAAAGGCUUGCCCUGGGCCCCAAAAGUCAGACAGAAGGACAUUGAGCAUUUCCUAGAAAUGAGCAGAAACAAGUUCAUCGGAUUCACCCUGGGGCAGGACACAGAUACCUUGGUUGGAUUGCCCAGACCCAUCCAUGAGAGUGUGAAGACCCUAAAGCAGCACAAGUAUAUCUCCAUCGCAGAUGUGCAGAUCAAGAAUGAAGAGGAGCUGGAGAAAUGCCCCUUGUCUUUGGGAGAAGAAGUGGUACCAGAAACACCAUGUGAAAUCCUCUACCAAGGCAUGCUGUAUAGUCUCCCCCAGUAUAUGAUCGCUCUGCUUAAGAUUCUCCUGGCCGCAGCUCCCACCUCCAAAGCUAAGACAGACUCUAUCAAUAUCCUGGCAGAUGUCCUGCCUGAGGAGAUGCCCAUCACUGUUCUCCAGAGCAUGAAGCUGGGUAUUGAUGUGAACAGGCACAAGGAGAUCAUCGUAAAGAGUAUCUCUGCUCUGCUUCUGCUACUCCUCAAACACUUCAAACUCAACCAUAUCUACCAGUUUGAAUAUAUAUCACAACAUUUGGUAUUUGCCAACUGCAUCCCGUUGAUCCUAAAGUUCUUCAAUCAAAAUAUCUUGUCCUACAUUACUGCCAAAAACAGCAUCUCAGUCCUGGAUUACCCCGGCUGUACCAUCCAGGAUUUGCCGGAGCUUACUACCGAGAGUCUGGAAGCUGGGGACAACAACCAGUUCUGCUGGAGGAACCUCUUUUCUUGCAUCAACCUCCUGAGGCUGCUCAAUAAACUGACCAAAUGGAAGCAUUCCAGGACCAUGAUGCUGGUAGUAUUUAAAUCAGCUCCAAUCUUAAAGCGGGCCCUCAAGGUCAAACAGGCCAUGUUGCAACUUUACGUCUUGAAGUUGCUAAAGAUACAGACCAAGUACCUGGGGCGCCAGUGGAGGAAAAGCAACAUGAAAACUAUGUCCGCCAUUUACCAGAAAGUGCGCCACCGCAUGAAUGAUGACUGGGCUUAUGGGAAUGACAUCGAUGCCAGGCCGUGGGACUUCCAGGCCGAAGAGUGCACCUUGAGGGCCAACAUUGAAGCUUUUAACAGCCGCCGAUAUGACAAAGCCCGGGACUCUGAAUUCUCACCUGUGGAUAACUGCUUACAGAGUGUGCUGGGGCAGAGGUUGGAUCUACCUGAAGAUUUCCACUAUUCCUAUGAGCUCUGGCUGGAGAGAGAGGUGUUUUCACAGCCCAUCUGUUGGGAGGAGCUUCUCCAGAAUCACUGACUGAGCAUCUGAUAGAUGGAGGUUGGCUCUAAUAAAUGGUGCUCUGCCUACCCUAACCCACUCACCCUGUGCUUCCUGCUCUAGGAUUGCUUGUCAGGGGAAGACCAGGCCCGGCCCAAGGCAUCCAGCCUACUUCAGGGUUAUUCAGGGGGAGCGUUGAGCUUGGAGAUGGUGCAAGGCUGGGAUCCUCAGUCACAAACUGACUACCUUGCCCUGGGCUCAGCUGCGUGCCCCAGGGGCCAUGGCAGCCUUUUGGUGGACUGGUCCUGGAAAGGCUCUUUGAUGAGACCUGCUUUUAGUUUUGCCUAGAACCAGGCUGGCCUUUGCUGGAUCCCAGAACAAGAAGACUUGGUUACGUUUGACCCACGGCCUUCAUCCAGAACAGAGGGACAGGUGCAAGUCAUACAUUAGAAGAUUUUCUUCUGCACCCUGAAUUCCUAGGACUUAGCAGAAGUUUGGCAACUUUAAAAUUAAUACUAUGUUUUAAAUUUUUUAAUUUUAGCUCUUCUAAAAUCAUUAGCUCUGAGAUGAUUUUAGGGCACGUGCCCCUUCUUUGUAAAGGAUGAUUCACUACUCCCUAAACACUGCAUGUUACAUUUGUGUAGAGUGGUUUUUCCUUUGUUUCUUAGGAGAUCUAUGUUAAAUGUGAAAAUUAUUCCCAUGUGUAUUUUGUAUAGAGCAUGCAGUGCUCUUUGUAAAGAGCCACAACCAGUGUGAAAUAAUCAGGCCUUCUUUAAGGAUGUUUCAUGUUUUUCUGAAAUUGCUUCAGUCUUAAGAUAGCUGAAUACACUACAGAAAAUUGUCCUCUUCGUCUACUUUAUUUUUAAUUUUUUUUCGGUACCGGGGAUUGAACUCGGGUCCUUGCGCUUGCAAGGCAGGCCACCGAACCGCUGAGCUAAAGCCUCGGCCUACUUCAUUUUGUAAAUGACAGGUUAACUAUAGGAGAUUUUAUUUAUUGAGAUGGCAUGUCUGUUUGUGCUGAUUAAUUUAUUUCUUAGUUGAAAACAGCAAGAACAUCAUAGCUUACAUUUUUGCUUCUCCAAAAUUGAUUUAUGAUUUUUUUCUUUUUUACUGCUAGCAGUUUCAAAGUGUCAUGAAGAGAUUUAGCAAUACUGUUCCUAAGUGUUCCACAUUUUAUUGAAAAUAUAAGGGUCGAGGUUCUGGGAUGUAGCUCAGUGGUUCCACCACCAGCUUUGC